AUGGCCGCCGCCGCGCAGUACCUGCCGCGCGGUGCCGCGCUGGGCCCCGACGGCGACCGGCUCCACCCGGGCGCCUACCGCGAGGUGCAGAAGAUGAUGCACCACGAGUACCUGCAGGGGCUGGGCCCCGCCGCCGGGCACGCCGUGGGGCUGGCGCACCACCAGUGGCUGCCCAGCGCCGGCACGGACUGGGGCAGCGGCGGCGGCGGCGGGCACCUGCCGCCCGCCGAGCACGGCAAGGGCGGCGCGGCGGGGCCCCGCGAGGAGCUGCCGGGCGCCUUCCACCACCGCGCGCACCUGGGCGCGGCGGCGGGCGCGGCGGGCGGCUGGGCGCAGGGCGGCGCGCACCACCUGCCGCCGCUGUCGCCGCCGUCGGGGCAGCCGCUGCUCUACGCGCAGCCCUACGCGGGGCUCAACGGGAUGCUGGGCCCGCCGGCGCCGGCGCUGCACCACGGGCUGCGCGAGGCGCUGGGCGCCGAGGAGGCGGGCGCGCACGAGCUGGCGGCCUCGCCGCCGCCGCUGGGGCCGCCCGAGCCGCCCGACGAGGACGCGCCCAGCUCCGACGACCUGGAGCAGUUCGCCAAGCAGUUCAAGCAGCGCCGCAUCAAGCUGGGCUUCACGCAGGCCGACGUGGGGCUGGCGCUGGGCACCCUCUACGGCAACGUCUUCUCGCAGACCACCAUCUGCCGCUUCGAGGCGCUGCAGCUCAGCUUCAAGAACAUGUGCAAGCUGAAGCCGCUGCUCAACAAGUGGCUGGAGGAGACGGACUCCAGCACGGGCAGCCCCACCAGCCUGGACAAGAUCGCGGCGCAGGGCCGGAAGCGCAAGAAGCGCACCUCCAUCGAGGUGGGCGUCAAGGGCGCCCUGGAGAACCACUUCCUCAAGUGCCCCAAGCCGUCGGCGCACGAGAUCACCUCCCUGGCGGACUCCUUGCAGCUGGAGAAGGAGGUGGUGCGUGUCUGGUUCUGCAACCGGCGGCAGAAGGAGAAGCGCAUGACGCCGGCGGGGGCCCCGCACCCGCCCAUGGAGGACGUUUACGCACAGGCGGACUCGUCGCCGCUGCACCACGCGCUGCCGGGGGCCGUGCACUGACUGCCCCGGCCCGACGGCGCGCACCGGCCCCGCGGCCCCGGCCCGACGGCGCGCACCGGCCCCAGGACACGCUCUAAUUUAUUCCUCAGACUGGCCCGGCCGAGCCGCCGCGCUGCCGCCGGAUUUAUUGGCCCGGCCCGGGCGCCGGCUGCCGGACGCUGCAGCAGUAGCCAAAGGUUUGCGAGCUCUAAUUUAUUCCCUCCCUGGCGGCGCCGGCCCGGGCCCACCGCUCGCCCGGACGACACGCCGAAGUUUUCUUCCCGACCCGUUUCUAUUUAUUUGCUAACCGUGCGCGGAGCUCUCGCCCUCCCGUUGGUAGGUUCGGUUCGGUUCCUCCUCUUUGGUUUCGGUUUUUGUUUGUAUCUUUAUUGGAGAGAAAAAAAAAAAACACUGUAGACUGCGAGGGUACGUUUCUAUUUAUGUUAUAGUAAAUAUUUUAUUACUUACAUAAACCAUUUACCCAGGAA
Molecule: messenger RNA, 1559 nt
Organism: Rhea pennata
Lineage: Eukaryota; Metazoa; Chordata; Aves; Rheiformes; Rheidae
Gene: POU3F1
Product: POU class 3 homeobox 1
Exons: 1
Coding region: 1-1092 (363 amino acids)
Biological process (GO): brain development; regulation of transcription by RNA polymerase II
Cellular component (GO): nucleus
Molecular function (GO): DNA-binding transcription factor activity, RNA polymerase II-specific; RNA polymerase II cis-regulatory region sequence-specific DNA binding
Source: RefSeq, a predicted model, not a curated record